Messenger RNA from Neltuma alba, 1314 nucleotides. Its product is annotated as ankyrin repeat-containing protein NPR4-like. The transcript has 4 exons. Gene Ontology annotation, cellular component: membrane. NCBI's taxonomy places the organism in Eukaryota, Viridiplantae, Streptophyta, Magnoliopsida, Fabales, Fabaceae. The record is from RefSeq and is a predicted model, not a curated record. The coding region runs from base 1 to 1314 and encodes 437 amino acids.
AUGAAGAAAGGGAAGAAGGAAGAUCUAGAAAGUGCAAAAAGAAAGGUAAACAAACCCUUGUCGUCGUCCCCUGCAGUUUUCUCAGGGAUCUACUAUAUCAUCUGGAAAAUUGUGGCCAAAGAAUGGGAUAUGGUGAAAGAAAUCUGGGAGAGGAAGAAGAAGCACAGGCUAGCAGAAGAACUAGCAGACUUCUUAAUAAGGCAAGACAACUCAUGGAUGGACACAAAACAUGGAGAACCUCGAACUGAGGUUGUUGUGCCGGUGAUUCAACCUUCAACAAAGAAAGCCAAGCUUGAAAAGACACAAUCCUUAGAAAACCCCAUUCCCUGCAAAGAUUACACGCCAUUGUUGCUAGCAGCAAGCACCGGCAUCGUCGAGAUCGUCAAGAAAAUCGUUGACCUUCAUCCCGACGCCAUCUCGCAUGUGAGCCAACAUGAUGAGCAGAACGUGUUACAUGUCGCCGUCAAGCAUCGUCAGAAGAAUGUUUACAAAGUUCUGAAGAAAUAUGGAGCUCUCGGACGCUUAGGGUCUCAGAUGGCCAACCAAGGUCGGACCCUUCUGCAUCAGGUUGCGAGGAUGGAUUAUUAUGAUGGAGGAAAUCAACCUGGUGUUGUCUUCCAGCUUCAGGAGGAGCUACGUUGGUUCGAACGAUUGAAGAGGAUAGUACCUAUUCCUUACCAGUUAUUUUGCAACGACAAUAAUUUAACAGCAAAGGAGCUUUUUGAUUUAGAGCACUCAGAAAUGCUCAAGGAAGCUCAAGAGUGGAUCAAGGGCACAGCUCAGUCGUGCUCCGCGGUGUCCGUCCUGGUGGCCACUGUGGUCUUCGCCGCAGCCUACACGGUCCCAGGCGGCAUCGACGAAAACGGCGUCCCCGUCCUCAUCAACUCUCCACUCUUCCUCUUCUUCGCCAUCAUGGAUGUUGUGGGGCUGGCAAGUUCUCUAGUCUCAGUGAUGAUGUUCCUUUCCAUCCUUACGUCCCCAUUUCAGAUGCAAGAGUUCUACAAAUCCCUACCCAGAAAGCUCACAAUGGGAUUCACCUUAUUGUUCAUCUCUUUAACCACCACGUUGCUGGCUUUUGGGUCAACCAUUUUGCUGACAAUAAGAAUGGAGAACAAGAAAUGGAGCUCCAGUUUGAUUUACAGUGCUACGUUCUUCCCUGUGACUCUUUUUGGAUUGACGCAAUUUCCCAUUGUGAUGGCAAUUAAGUACAGAAUGAAGAGGCUGAAGAAGACCAUAAAGAGGUUGAUUCCGAAUGAUAUCAUUACCAUAUCCACCAAACCCAAGAAGAAAAGAGUUUAUUCAAAAUACGUAUGA